UUGAACGCGUCACUGAAUCAACAUGGCGGCGGCUAGGGUGCUCGCAAGAGGUGUCCGAUUGGGUUCAUAUAGCAUCGGUAGAAGUCGCAGUUUAAUAUUUAACACUGUACAGGGACGAGGAAUAGCAGCUUGCAUUGAUCCCUCUAUAGGACUCACAGAUGAACAAAAAGAGUUUCAAAAAGUAGCAUUUGACUUUGCUGCCAAUGAGAUGGCACCACAUAUGGCAGAAUGGGACCUAAAGGAAAUUUUCCCUGUGGAGGCCAUGAGGAAAGCCGCCCAGUUGGGGUUUGGAGGGAUUUACGUGAACCCUGAUGUUGGGGGGUCUGGACUCUCUCGUCUGGACACCUCUAUCAUAUUUGAGGCUUUAUCCACAGGCUGUGUCAGCACUACCGCAUACAUCAGUAUUCACAACAUGUGUGCCUGGAUGAUAGACACAUUUGGAAACAAUGAGCAGAGGGAGAAAUUCUGUCCUGAUCUGUGCGUUAUGCAGAAGUUUGCCUCAUACUGUCUCACAGAACCUGGUAGUGGGAGUGAUGCCGCUUCACUUCUAACCAGCGCGAAACUCCAAGGAGAUCAUUAUAUCCUGAAUGGCUCCAAGGCGUUCAUCAGUGGAGGUGGAGACACAGAUGUUUAUGUGGUGAUGUGCAGGACAGGUGGGAAGGGACCUAAGGGCAUCUCCUGCCUGGUGGUUGAAAAAGGAACCCCUGGACUCAGCUUUGGCAAAAAAGAGAAGAAGGUAGGUUGGAACUCGCAGCCAACCCGAGCCGUGAUAUUUGAGGACUGCGCUGUGCCAGUGACCAACCGGCUUGGAGCAGAGGGGGAGGGCUUCAACAUUGCCAUGAAAGGCCUUAAUGGAGGCAGAAUUAAUAUUGCUUCUUGUUCCCUUGGAGCGGCUCACGCAUCUGUGCUUCUGGCCCGAGAUCACAUGUGUGUGCGGAAACAGUUUGGAGAAACACUAUCGAACAGCCAGUUCCUGCAGUUUAAGCUGGCUGAGAUGGCCACUAAGCUGGUAGCUUCUCGGCUGCUGGUGCGUCAGGCGGCGGUGGCUCUGCAGGAGGGGAGACCGGAGGCGGUCUCGCUCUGCUCAAUGGCCAAACUCUUCGUGACAGAUGAGUGUUUUUCAAUAUGUAACCAGGCCUUACAGAUACAUGGAGGUUAUGGUUACCUAAAGGACUAUGCAGUGCAGGUCUUUAUUUUAUCUAUUUAUCUUUUGUAUUUUUUUUUAGGUACUAAUGAAGUGAUGAGGAUGAUCAUUGCAAGAAGUUUGCUCACUGAGUCAUGAUGCUCAUAAAUGGACUCCUUAACGGGACAAAACCGUUUGUGUCUUCAUUGUCUAAAAUGUUCAUCACAGAUAUAGGGUUAAGUGACCGUUAUAUAUUUAUAUGUCCCACAUGUGACUAUAGAGAUAACUGCUCUUUCACACUCCAGCGUCUGUUGAGUUUGAUCAUGAGAUGUAGACAGUAUUUUAUGCAGAAAGUUUGUGCCUUAAACUUGUGAAUUAGUCAAUCUAGAUUAUAGUGAUUAUUAUAAAAGCACACUGAGGAAUUUGGUUUGUUUAGAGUCAAAAUACUGUCAGGUUACGAAAUGUAACCUGUAAAGAAAAACACUGGCUAUAACAUUAAAGUGAAACAUUUACAAAAGUUACUGAAACAAUUUAGUUGAAAUCAUAUAAUUAAGGCUAAUAAAUCCUCAAAUCUAACCCUUUUAUGUACAUAUAGAUAUCAGAUUAAUUCAAUAUUCAGAACUUACUUUUUUAUCACAGACAGCUGUCUUUGUGAGCACAGAAAAUCCUAUCAGUUCAAGUGUGGCUUUAUAUUGUUUGUCCUCAUUACACAAUAUGUAUAAAUCUUACCCUCGUGUUGUUUUGAAAAUGACUCUUGAGCUGUUGUGCACCCUGUAAAAUAAAAUAUAAAAGCUGUUUGGUGAAACUUUCCACAAAGGCA
Messenger RNA from Sinocyclocheilus rhinocerous, 1943 nucleotides. RefSeq names its product isobutyryl-CoA dehydrogenase, mitochondrial-like. The transcript has 11 exons. Lineage: Eukaryota; Metazoa; Chordata; Actinopteri; Cypriniformes; Cyprinidae. Gene Ontology annotation, biological process: lipid metabolic process. Gene Ontology annotation, cellular component: mitochondrion. Bases 23 to 1282 code for a protein of 419 amino acids. Gene Ontology annotation, molecular function: acyl-CoA dehydrogenase activity; flavin adenine dinucleotide binding. The record is from RefSeq and is a predicted model, not a curated record.